UGGUCCGGACAGACAGAGGAGAGACAGUGAGUCACAGAGUGACAGAAGGGACUUGGGCUCUGGACAAAGCGACUCACCGCACGCUCCAAACAAGAACUGUUGUUGUUUGAGAAAGACAGACGGUGACGAAGAGAAGGAGGCCUCGCGGAACAUUUUCAGGAGAAUAUCCAGCCGCACAGAUCACUUCUCCAAGUCCUCCUCUUUUUCCUUGAAUCCUGAUGUUUGUCUUUGGAAUUUCUGCUGCAAUUCACUCCAUUUUUACUUGCGCCAGAACUUUAAAAACCAACAAGACGAGGCAGGCAUUCGCACGAAAGUUGAACCCAAAACACAUUCUGGGAUGAAUUUGGUAGACUCCGGUUUAUCCAGAGAAACUCUUCUCCAUCGAGGUCAGGUGUCACUCAGAGACCCUUGGGCCUCUCGAACACCGAGUCCUUCUUCUGACCCUGAAAUGGGUUUCGAGCAGAACCUGUCUGGAGACUGCAGUUCUCCUGAAGGACUUGGAAGCGGAAGCCUCAAAAGAGGGGAAGCCAGGAUUUCGGAACGGCACAGUCCGGAGUUGACCUCAAGUUUGGCGGCAGGUGCGAAUGAUGGAAAAGCCACGGGAGGUGAACAGAGGAUCCGAAGGCCCAUGAACGCCUUCAUGGUUUGGGCCAAAGACGAGAGGAAGCGGCUUGCUCUGCAGAACCCCGACCUACACAACGCUGUGCUCAGCAAAAUGCUCGGUCAGUCUUGGAAGGCAUUGAACGCCACAGACAAGCGGCCGUUUGUGGAGGAAGCCGAACGUCUCCGGGUCCAACACCUCCAGGAUCAUCCGAACUACAAGUACCGCCCUCGUCGCAAGAAGACCACAAAAAAGCUAAAGCGGGUUGAGCCGGGGAUCUUGCUCCAGAGCUUGGCCCAAGGAGGAGCAUCUGCCCUCGGAUUGGGUUCUGGUAUCAGCUCUUUCGGCUCAGAAAGCGGCUCGGGAAAUUCUGGUUAUGGUCAUUUGGGCGGCCAUCACUCGCAUCCGACCCACUCGCACCACUUAUUACCCUCCGUCUGUCACUUCAAGGACCUGCAGACUGCGGGGCACCCAGAGCCCGAGAGCUACGGGCUUCCCACUCCAGAGAUGUCUCCUUUGGAUGUUCUGGAGGAUGGAGGUGAAUCUGUGUUUUUCCCUCAACAUAUGCAGGACGAGAGUGCAGUGGGAGGCUGGAGUGGGUACAACCACACCCUGCACCAUCAUAGCUUCCAUUACAGCCAUGCUUACAACAGCCAGCAGAACACAAUGCACAGCGCAUCAUUGGCACACAGUCAGACUGCCGGAUCCAGCGGAGGCUCCCCUCUGAACGCGACCCUGAGUCCAAGCAGAAGCUCAAGACUGUCAUGUGUCGAGUCAAAUUCAAGCAUUAGCACCACUGUCUUUUCGAGCGCAGUCAAUACCAGGUUAAACCCAACACAGUCUUCAAGCCCGCACAUUACUCUGAGGAGCUCUAUAAAGUGUCCUCCACCUCCCCCUGACACGUCUUCCAGUCCAUACCCGACUUCUACCCUCCCUGAGACGAACAAGCCUCAGCAACCGCCUCUGUGCGCAGGCCCGGUGGGCUACUUCAGUCAGAUCUACAGAGGCAGUGGUCAAAACCAGUACAACUCUCCCAACCUGGGCCAGCUUUCACCCCCACCCGAAUCUUCUCCAUUGCUCUCUUCCUCCUCUACACAGGCGUCAACAUUCCUAUCCCCGCUAGACCCAGACACUUCCACCCAUCUAGGCUCGUCCUCCUCAGCUGAGUUCUGGUCAGAGGUGAACAGGCAGGAGUAUGAUCAGUAUGUACAGAGGGAGCAGGCCUAUGGCGCAUGCGGAGGAAGCUCCAAGGCCCUGGUAGGACGCAGCGGUAACAGCUUAGGCGGUAGCAACGUCGGCGGAAUCAUCAACAGGGAGUUCAGCAGCAUGAUGGGUGGGGCGGGAGGGUGCGACGACGGAAUCAGUCCUCUCAUAUCUGCUCUGUCUGACGCCAGCAGUGCUGUCUACUACAGCGCCUGCAUCACUGGAUGACUUGUUGCAGUCAGGUUUCUUCGUGCAUGAAUAGAAAACGGUCCCUGAGUUGGAAUACAUUGGUCCAGUUAGCUAGUGCUGUAAUAGUUAAAUAGCUAGCUCUGCUAGAACGCAAGCAAAUGUUAACUUGUACAACAGCAUGACUUCAACAGUAGCUAACUCAAAGGGAUAAGGAAUCACCCAAAUGACAGCAAAGGCGACAGGAACUAUCCCUCGUGUGCGAGAAGAUCAGCCUCAUUCUGUCAUUGCAUUCAUGCCGCUGCUUAUUGGAACUACAAACAACUGGGUUCAAAUACAAAUUAAAAAGGGAAAAAAAUAGAACCAAUAACUCAAUGACUUGUGUUCAAAACAAGUCAUCUCCUUAAUGGCUCUGUGUGUUUUGUGGUCUUACAAAAAUAUUUUCCUCGCAUCAAAUGCUUCUUCUCAGGCGCUGUCAAAGGUUCAUAGCUCCUGAAGUGUAUGAGACUCAUGACACUGAAGACGACAAUGAUGUGAGGGAAACAACUGAGAUGCACACAGAGAACGGGAAUUUGAAAAUGUGAUCCUUCACUGCAGCUAUGCCGGGAAACCCUUGGCCACUACUCAAGCACAGACCACCAAUAUAUAUACACACCACAAACUAUCAGGGUAUUUUACGAGCCGUGUGAAGUAUCCUCCGACUUGCCUUGUUUCCUCUUGGUUUUGGGCCUUGUGCAAGACAAUGUUGCAAGAUCUCACAUGGACAUAAAUCUUCAAUUUGAAACCUUUGAGUGAAACAAUCACAAUCUGUCCUGUCCCAAUGUACCAUGUCAUUGUGUGCUGUUGGCAGCAUGUGGAGACUCUGUUGUUCCUAUUUGCACUGGGUUUUAUGUUGGAACUGUAUAGUGAGAAAACUACUAGUUAUAAUUGUUAACUUUUAAGUAUGUGUUGUACAGAAGAAAAAAUAUUAUCGGUGCUUUUUUUGUGUUUGAGGAGUAGUUUGACAUUUCUUGAAAGGGGUUCACAUUCGAUCAGAAUUUUGGGGUUUGACACAAACGGCGUUGUUUCACAUCCAACCAUGAAUAUUGCGCAAGUCUUUUGGUGUUUUCUUAGAGGGUCACGACAAGUCCUCCACCUUAUCUGAUCUUGUAGCUCCCGCCAAGUCACGCCUGUCUAUCUAAUCCAUGAUCUCCAUGAGUUCUUCAUCCAACACGUCUCCUGACUCUCCCCUCCAUCUGCCCAAACAUCUGACCUCCCUAACUUUGUCUCCAGACCUCAUGUGACACCCCCAACUGCCACUUCUAACUGCUUCCUACAUGAAACAAUAGCGUGAUAAAUCUCUGCUUCUCUCUGAAAUGUCAAAGUUGUCCUUUUAUUUCCAAUAUUUUCCAUUGUAUGAAAAGAAGUUUGUAAUUGUGAAGUGCUAUUAGAUGUCAAAGUGCCACUAAUGGGUCAAACGUGGGAUAUAAUAUCAAAGGAAAUCUUUUUUUCUUUAGUCUGGCAGGAUAUUUAAGGAGGAAUUUUAUGGUUUUGUCCGUUCUGGGAAAAUGAAAAUCCACACUGUAGAGGUCUCUCUGUGUUUAUGUAGCAUCUCAUAGUCAAUAGUUCUGUAUACGCCAGGAGCCAAAAGCUAAAGUUAUAAAUGUUUGUUCUGUCAUCUGCGCUGAAUUAGUCGCACAGACAAUAUGUUUUUGGAUGGGGAACAGUAGAGCGAACUCCAGUGACUCAAGUGUCAGCAGUUGUAUUCACCACACAGUCUUUGCGGCCGCUCUCGUUUGAAAACAGAGCAAGAGGAGAUUCUUCCAGAAUGUCCUCUGGAGGAUGAAGCCACGGAGCAGUGGCAGUUCAAACUCUCAAGACAGAAAAAGUCUUGCACAUCUGCAUUUGACAUUCUUUUCUAUUGACACCAAACAGAGUUUUGUUUCCAUUUUAAUUUACUGUGACACACGCAGAACAUCAGAGCGGGAUGGCUUUUUUUUUUCUUCUUUCAAGUCUUCAAGUGCAAUAACUCUGGAGCUUUUGGUAAUAAUUAUCUUUUGAAAAAACACUAAAAUGUUUCUUCUAUUUCUUUUAACAGAUUUGAUUUUUUUUUCCGAUUUAAAACCAGGGUUUUCCCAGAAGUGUCACUGUGAUGUUUCAAAAUCUGUCUGACAGGGAUGUUGUGACUUUAUAUUAAUGUUUUUACACGUCAAAUUGGGUUCAGGUUGUUUAUAUUUAAGAGAAUG
Synchiropus splendidus (mandarinfish) is the source of this 4215-nucleotide messenger RNA. It is a transcript of the gene sox18, whose product is annotated as SRY-box transcription factor 18. Lineage: Eukaryota; Metazoa; Chordata; Actinopteri; Syngnathiformes; Callionymidae. Gene Ontology annotation, biological process: vasculogenesis; positive regulation of transcription by RNA polymerase II; angiogenesis. The record is from RefSeq and is a predicted model, not a curated record. The coding region runs from base 338 to 2032 and encodes 564 amino acids. The transcript is spliced from 2 exons. Gene Ontology annotation, molecular function: RNA polymerase II cis-regulatory region sequence-specific DNA binding; DNA-binding transcription factor activity, RNA polymerase II-specific.